ACCUUGGUGUUUAAAGCUUUGUCAUAGUUAACUUCCUGAAGACAUUUAAUCACUGGUUGAAAGUUUCCAGUUACGUACAGAAUUUUAAGAGAAGGUCCAGAAAGCGAUUUCCUUUAUGAUUGUCUACUCAUGGCAAGAUUCUUAUUCUGCAUUACCUUUUACUCCAGUCUGUGUAAUAGCUUGAAGAACAAUAUCUUUUGUUCCUUUUUGACAUACCUUUGCGAGCCCUUACUCGUUCAUACAGAGAAAGAAUCUUUUUACUAUUACCAGAUUGGCAAUACCAUGUGUGUAUUUUCCCUGAAUAAAUACAAGACUUCUUUGUAGUUUCUUCUGCUAAGUUCUAAUUAUAUAUCCACAUGGGUUCAAAAAUUUCUCGAGUCAAGCAAUUUGCAAAACGUGACAUGAAGAUUCUAAUGUUAGGUCUUGAUGAUUCUGGAAAGACAAUGAUUCUGUAUAAGCUAAAGUUGGGGGAUUUUGUUGCAACUGUGCCCACCAUAGGUUUUAACGUGGAAGCUCUGGAGUACAAGAACAUCAGAUUCACUGUGUGGGAUGUAGGAGGGCAAGAUAAGAUACGGCCUCUAUGGAGACAUUACUACCAGAAUACGCAGGCACUUAUCUUUGUAGUGGAUAGCAAUAACAAACGAAGAAUUUACCAAGCCCGGAAUGAAUUGCAUCGCCUCUUAAAUGAGGAUGAACUGAGUGAUGCGACAAUACUUAUUUUUGCCAAUAAGAAAGACUUGCCAAAUGCUAUGCAUGUUUCUGAGGUUGCUGACAAACUAAAGUUGCACACUAUCUCUAAAUGCCAUUGGCACAUACAGAGUACUUCUGCAACCACCGGUGAAGGACUAUAUGAAGGUCAACCUGGCUGAGCAAGAAUAUUCCCAUCAAAGUAGCACAAGCCGGCUCAUGCAUCUCUAUGCCAACCUGUAGAAUCAGGGAGCCUAGGCUCACAUAACUUCCAAGAAGAGACGGGUGGGGUGGCGGAUGGGCUCCUCGCUCUUAGUCAGGCAGAAAUCUAUACAAGAGCUUGAUGCGUGAUUUUUAAUGAGCUUAGAGAACUAUUCUCUAUUAUUUAAUCUUCAUUUUUAGUUAUAAACUUGAGUAAGUUGAGCCUA
Molecule: messenger RNA, 1115 nt
Organism: Erigeron canadensis
Lineage: Eukaryota; Viridiplantae; Streptophyta; Magnoliopsida; Asterales; Asteraceae
Product: ADP-ribosylation factor 1-like
Exons: 5
Coding region: 357-869 (170 amino acids)
Biological process (GO): intracellular protein transport; vesicle-mediated transport
Cellular component (GO): cytoplasm
Molecular function (GO): GTP binding; GTPase activity
Source: RefSeq, a predicted model, not a curated record